CUUAUUGCUCUUGAUCAUCAGCUAUUUACAGCAGCGCGAGCUUGCAAUUGAGUGCCAGUGUCAGUUGCUUAUUUAGUCAGUACUCAACGUUUGACAAGUACAGAACACAAAAUCUCGAAGUUUUCUACUAAAAAAAAGAGCACAGCUGUAAAAAAAUGUCCACAAUUGUGAGGAAAUUGAUUAGCACCGACAAUGCGGCCAAACCAGUAGCGCCAUAUAGUCAAGCUGUCGUUGCUGAUCGUACUGUCUAUGUAUCCGGCUGUUUGGGCUUGGACAAAGACACCAUUAAACUGGUGCCUGGCGGUGUAGAGCAGCAAACCGAGGCGGCCUUGAAAAACUUGGUUGCCACUCUGGAGGCCGCCGGCUCUGGCGUUGACAAAGUGAUCAAAAAUACAAUUUAUGUAAAGGAUCUGAAUGACUUUGGUGCGGUCAAUGAGGUUUACAAGAAAGUGGUGACUAGAAUUAUAUUGGUUGUAAAAAAAACAAGACAUAGCUUAUCAGCAGUUAGUACCCUGUUGUAGUAGAAUCUGAAUGACUUUGGUGCGGUCAAUGAGGUUUACAAGAAAGGUGAGUGGCUUACAUGGUAUUGGUUUUUAUUUUUUGCAUUUGUUAUUGUUGUUUUUUUUAACCUAAUCAAUAUUGAAUAAUCGUUUAUUGUCGGCUAAUUGUCAAGUAAGUGACUAGAAUCAUAUUGGUUGUAAAAAAA
Molecule: messenger RNA, 706 nt
Organism: Rhagoletis pomonella (apple maggot)
Lineage: Eukaryota; Metazoa; Arthropoda; Insecta; Diptera; Tephritidae
Product: rutC family protein UK114-like
Exons: 3
Coding region: 156-521 (121 amino acids)
Cellular component (GO): cytosol
Molecular function (GO): deaminase activity
Source: RefSeq, a predicted model, not a curated record